AAACUGUGGAGUUCGACUUCCUCGAUCUCCAGCCUUGCUAGUUGCUACAAUUACGUCGGAAAUUCCAGUUUCAGAAGACAAAGAAGAUCAGAUUGAACCAGAGAAAGCAAAACAAGAUGCAAAAUCUGCAUCGCGUCUUCUCUCGCCUCUCGAUUUCGACAAUUAAUGCAAGAGCAAUUGCAUCACUAAGAGGAUCGAGCUCAAGAGGUUUCUCCACGAAAUCUGGGAGCGGAGGUGGAAAUGAGGAUGCUUGGGAGAAAGGUUGGGAGACCUACGGAGGUUCAUCUUCUUCUUCUGGGAAAAAAGAACCUGACGGGUCCUCCUCUGAUAUCGGUUGGGACUCUGUUUCGUCGUGGUCGACCGGAUUGACCAAAGAGCACUUCGAUGGUGAGGUAGUGGGUCGUCAGGUAUCUCCCGGAUCCGGUGAUGCGGCGCCGUCCCUUUCUCCGACGGUUUCAGAGUCGGAUUUCAGUGAUGAGGUGGCGGAGUUGGAGAAGGAGAACAGGAGGAGCAAGGAAUACGUCGACAGUUGGGGAGAGAGGAUGAAGGAGAUCAGUGUCUUGCUGAAGCAGGUGAGAGAGCCUGGAGCUAGGGGCUCAUAUCUCAAGGACUCCGAGAAGGCUGAGAUGUAUCGUCUGCAUAAAGAGAACCCCGAAGUCUAUACAAUCGAGAGAUUGGCCAAGGAUUAUCGGAUUAUGCGGCAGAGGGUCCAUGCUAUCCUGUGGCUUAAGGAACUCGAGGAAGAAGAGGAGAAGAAGCUAGGCCACCCAUUGGAUGAUUCUGUUGAGCUAUUGCUUGAUACUUGUCCAGAAUUAUUCAAUUCUCAUGACAGGGAAUUCCAUUUGGCUUCCCUUCCUUACAAGCCUGAUUUUAAGGUUAUGCCUGAGGGCUGGGAUGGUACUACCAGAGAUCCUGAUGAGGUUCAUUAUGAAAUAUCAAUGAAGGAAGAUGAGAUGCUAUAUGAAGAAUUUGUCCAAAGAAUGAACUUCAACAAAAAGAAGAUGGCUGGUGAAGUAAAAAGCCACAAGUAUAGCAGGAGACGCUCCUCUGAAGGCUGGAACUUCACGGUUGAGAAACUAGGUCCACGAGAAAAGCGGGGAAAUGGUGGUGGCUGGAAAUUUGUCAGCUUACCAGAUGGGUCCAGCCGUCCAUUAAAUGAAAUGGAGAAGAUGUAUGUGAAAAGGGAGACAGUCAGACGCCGUCGAAGAAUUCUUCCUUGAUUUGUCCUAGAGCAAAUUUUCUACUGUUUAUUGCUGUGUGGCAACUAAUCUUUCCAGAAUUUACAAGCUAAGCUCCUCUAACAGGUCAGAAUCUCAAAAUAUGUUCUUAUGUUUAGCUUAGCUGCCAAAAAAAAUGUUUAGCUUAGUUCUCAUCCCUCCUAUGGUAGAACAGGAGAAUGGUUAAAAUCCUGGUCUCGAUUAUGUGAUACAAUCUUCGGAUGAAUCAUGAAUGAGAUAAUGUAGCGCAACGGGAUGGUUUAUGUAGAAAAAAGAUCUAGAAAUGCUUUUU
This is a messenger RNA of Nelumbo nucifera (sacred lotus), 1509 nucleotides long. Its product is annotated as protein GAMETE CELL DEFECTIVE 1, mitochondrial-like. The record is from RefSeq and is a predicted model, not a curated record. Lineage: Eukaryota; Viridiplantae; Streptophyta; Magnoliopsida; Proteales; Nelumbonaceae.